Molecule: messenger RNA, 2012 nt
Organism: Melanotaenia boesemani (Boeseman's rainbowfish)
Lineage: Eukaryota; Metazoa; Chordata; Actinopteri; Atheriniformes; Melanotaeniidae
Product: protein mono-ADP-ribosyltransferase PARP15-like
Exons: 9
Coding region: 32-1354 (440 amino acids)
Biological process (GO): negative regulation of gene expression
Cellular component (GO): nucleus; cytoplasm
Molecular function (GO): transcription corepressor activity; NAD+ poly-ADP-ribosyltransferase activity
Source: RefSeq, a predicted model, not a curated record
GAAGAAGGUUGUGAUAGUUUGUUGCCUGACGAUGCAGACUAUUCAGGAAUUUUGUGAUGCAUUUAUGAGGUGGUUUUCUUGUGCUUCAGGUGGUUCAUUGGCCACAUCUUCCUCAAAAAAUACAGCAGGCCCUUUCUUUAAAGUUGUCUCCAGUUCAGGAAUGUGUGAGGCCAAAAUGGGAAACGUGACAUUGCAGGUGGCAACAGGAGACAUAACCCAGGAGACUACCGACGUCAUUGUCAACUCUUCAAAUGAGAAAUUUACCCUCAAAACAGGAGUUUCUAAGGCUAUUCUGGAUGCAGCCGGUCAGGCUGUUGAAGCUAGAUGUCGAACCCUUGGUCUUGAGCCCAACCCAGGCAUGAUAAUGACACAACCAGGUAACUUAAAGUGUAAGAAGGUCCUCCACCUGGUUGGACAAACUGACCCAGUAAAAAUCAACAAGGUUGUGAAGGAUGCUCUCCAAAUGUGUAUAAAAAACCGCUACAGAUCUGUCUCAUUUCCUGCCAUUGGCACAGGUCAAGGUAAUGCACAGGCAAAACAGGUGGCAGAUUCCAUGUUUGACGCAGUGAUUGAUGUGUUGAGCCAAAACCCUUCCAGUAGCCUGACAACAAUCCGGAUAGUCAUUUUCCAGCAGACCAUGCUCCAAGACUUCUCCACUAGUAUGCAACAAAGAGCAGUAACUGACUUUUCUGGUGCUUCAGGUGGUUCAAUGGACACAUCUUCCUCAAAAAACUACAGAUCAGCUGGUUUUCCUGCUGUUGGAGAUAUUCCUGCUCACUGGGAUUCCAUGCCACCUACCACCACAUGUGAAUUGUUCCCAAUCCCAGCUGGGACACCAGAGUACAAUGAUGUCCUUACUCUGUUUCGGGCCACUUGCAAUUGCAGCGUUAUCAAGAUUGAGAGGAUCCAGAACCCCGGAUUGUGGAAGAGUCUUCAGAUCAAGAAGGAGGAGUUGGAGAUGAGAAAUGGCCAUCAGAACAAUGAAAGACGCCUUUUCCACGGCACCACGGCACCCACGAUCCCUAUUGUCAAUGAACUCGGCUUCAAUCGGAGUUACGCUGGAAAAAACCCUGCAAGUUACGGCAACGGCUCGUACUUUGCCGUCAACGCCAGUUACUCUGCCGAUGACACCUACUCCAAGCCUAAUCAAAAUGGAGAGAAGUUCAUGUAUCUUUGCCGUGUGCUGGUGGGGGACUUCACCGUCGGGCAGUCCGGCAUGAUUACACCGCCGGCCAAGGGGAGCAGCAUCACUGAAAUGUUCGAUAGCGUUGUGGACAACAUGAGCAAGCCCUCCAUGUUUGUGAUCUUCAAUGACAUCCAGGCCUAUCCAGAGUAUCUGAUUACGUUCAAGUGAUGUGACCGUGUGCUGUGAUUUUAAAUCUAACUGGGAUUUUUGUAACUUUUUACUGAUUCUUAUAUAAUUCCAGUAAUCAAUCUGUUUUUCUAAUUUGAAAUAGUUUUAAGAGCAAGCUUUCGUCAUUGUUAGUGAGCCUCCUGUAGUGCAUUAAAAUGUUGCAAUGAGCAUAUUUCAGUUUACACAUGCAAACAGACAUUGGUGAUCUUAAAGUAAACGGGAGAGGUUUAUUUUUAUUUUUAUUUUUUUGCACUUUAGACUUACAGCACUGAAGAUGGGUGUUCUAAGAAAUCAUGUGAUAGCACAGGUGGGUCUGUGUAUUGGAUCAGAUCAGCAACUAAGAUUGAAAGUAAACAUGAAGUUUAACUUUGACUUAAAGCAAAAAGGCUGUGAAAUAAGUUUAUAAAUAUAACAUUUUAAAUGAUGCGCCUUGUUUUUGUCAUAAAGCAACAAGAAUGCAUGAAGCUACUUUUAAAAUCCAAAUAAAAUAUAUUAUAUCUCUGAUUAUAUAUUAAACUAAGCCAGUUAUAAAACACCUGAUUAUUUUAAACUUCCAUCACAGAAGCUGCCUUGUUAAAGAAGCUGAGAUUUAUUUUGUACUGAAACAUGAAAGGUUUUUCCUCGUAAUGGGAUUUUGGUUUUUGUACAAUUCUUUCAA